AUGGAGGACCUUACAAGGAACAUUCAUUUCUUCUCAGCAGUGGCUGUGAGCAAAGACCAAGUGCAGCGGGAGCUGCCAGCCAAGACCAGUCAGGGCAGUGGCAUCAGUAUCACCUACUCACUUCCCAACAGACAGUCCAGUGAUUACAUCCACUGUUACAAAGGUGAGGAGGUUUCCAUCAAGAUUAGGAGAAACCUGCGGAAAGGAAUGACGAACAGGACCAUGUGCCACCUGGAAUGGUCUAUUAAGACCAAGACACUGCCUCUGGAUAUGGGGCAGUGUGGGACCAUUAUAAAAGGCAGCCCAGGUCCUUGCUCCCUCAUCCACUACUCCAGCCACCUUCCUCUUCGGAACCAGGUGCACAUCCAGAACCAAGUCAUGUCCUGCUGCAACCCGUGUGUGCCAUGCCGGCCCUGCGGCCCGACCCCUCUGGCCAGCAGCUGCAAUGAGCCCUGUGUCAGGCAAUGCCAGGACUCCACCAUCGCCAUUGAGCCCUCUCCCGUGGUGGUGAUCCUGCCCGGACCCAUCCUCAGCUCCUUCCCACAGAACACCGUUGUGGGCUCCUCCACCUCCGCUGCUGUUGGCAGCAUCCUCAGCUCUGAGGGCGUGCCCAUCACCUCGGGGGGCUUUGACCUCUCCUGCAUUUCCAACCGCUACUGUGGCAGAAGGUGCUACUAG
Molecule: messenger RNA, 678 nt
Organism: Tympanuchus pallidicinctus (lesser prairie-chicken)
Lineage: Eukaryota; Metazoa; Chordata; Aves; Galliformes; Phasianidae
Exons: 5
Coding region: 1-678 (225 amino acids)
Cellular component (GO): intermediate filament
Molecular function (GO): structural constituent of cytoskeleton
Source: RefSeq, a predicted model, not a curated record